GACUUUUUGAUGGGUGUGUAAUUGAUCUACGCCACGAUUGGUCAAUUCUGUCCAUGUCAGCGAAGGAGAUUACUGAAGAAAAAUGACUUCAUACACAGAUAAAGGUCCGAAGCCAGAAUCUGGAAAAUUUCUGAACUUUGCCCAUGUAACAUUCUGGGUUGGAAAUGCAAAGCAGGCAGCCUCUUAUUACUGUACCCGUAUGGGAUUUGAACCAUUUGCCUACAAAGGAUUGGAGACCGGAAGUCGUGAAAUUGCAGCACACGUUGUAAAACAGAAUAAAAUUGUAUUUGCCUUCCAGUCCAUGCUCAAUCCAGAUGUACCAAAAGAAUUUGGUGCCCAUCUUGUGAAGCAUGGUGAUGGUGUGAAGGACGUAGCUUUUGAAGUAGAAGAUUUACAAGCUAUUUUCAAGAGAGCUGUAGGCAGAGGGGCUAUAGUUGUAAAGGAGCCAUGGGAAGAGAGCGAUGAGAAUGGAACGGUCAAGUUUGCUCAGGUCCAGACCUACGGAGAUACUACUCAUACAUUGAUAGACAAAUCAAAGUACAAAGGAUUGUUCUUACCAGGAUAUCAACCAUCCAAAUUCAAAGACCCACUUAGUGAUAUGCUACCAACAAUUGGUUUAAACUUCAUUGAUCACAUCGUUGGAAACCAGCCAGACGAAGAAAUGGUACCAGUAUCAGACUGGUAUGAGAAGAAUUUGAUGUUCCAUCGGUUCUGGUCUAUAGAUGAUUCUCAAAUGCACACAGAAUAUUCAGCAUUAAGAUCCAUAGUUGUAACAAACUAUGAAGAAACUAUCAAAAUGCCAAUUAAUGAACCAGCACCUGGUAAAAGGAAAAGUCAGAUUCAGGAAUAUGUGGACUUUUAUGGAGGAGCAGGUGUACAGCAUAUUGCAAUGCAGUCAGAUGAUAUUAUCAAAUCAGUAACUAAGUUACGGGAGAGAGGGAUGCUGUUUUUAGACAUACCAGAUACUUACUACAAAAAUCUCAGGGAGAGACUAAAGAAAUCUAAAUGUAAAGUCAAGGAAAAUUUAGAUACAAUACAAAAACUGAACAUUUUGAUUGAUUAUGAUGAGAAUGGUUACUUGCUACAAAUAUUUACCAAGAUAAUGCAGGACAGACCUACAUUGUUCUUAGAAGUUAUACAGAGAAAUAAUCAUCAGGGUUUUGGUGCUGGAAACUUUAAAUCAUUGUUUGAAGCCAUAGAAAUCGACCAAGCAGCAAGAGGCAACUUGUGAUCUGACGGAGACCAGACAAGAGACCAGACAAUCUUAAACAUUCCAGGGAUUCUUAAAUUAACACCUACUUAAUAAUGAGUUAAUAGCCCUUUAUGCCUGUCUGAAAUCUCAAUAUUGCAUAAUACAAAAUUGACAUGAACCAAAAUAAAUUAAACUUUACAGCAAAAAGACUAUGUCAACUCAUUUGAAAAUCUUUUUACAGAAAUAUUUUCACUGGAAUUCAAUCAAAUCCAACCAUACACUUUAUAAGACAUCUAUGCAAUAAUUUGGUUGUUGACUCCCUCAGGUUCAUUUUAUAAUAAAAAAUAUUUUUUGAGAAAAUAUUGUUUUUAGCUAUUUUUAAAAUGAUGCAAACAAAUUGUCAUAAGAGCUAUAUAGUAUCUUUAUUUAUGUAUUCAGAUUUUUAUUCAUAGUUUAAACCAAAGAAUUUUCAGUAUUUUGUUAACAUAUAAACUACUUUCAAUCAGUCAUCAAUUUUCAUGUUUUUUUUAUAAACAAGAAUUGGUUUGCACGUCCAUUUUUUAUAGAUUUAAACUUAAAGCACAAUCAGGUCAAUAGUUCAUGUAGUUGUUUAAGAUUUGCAGUUCAGUUCGCACUGGUUAGUUUUAUUCAUUAAGUUUCAACAAAUCUUGAAAUCAACUAAAAUAGGUAUUUCAUGAAUCAAGUAAAGUAAGAAACUAUGUGUACUCUAAGUCCUUUGUUAUAUGUGCUAGUCAUUUUAAUAAUCAAUCAAAUUAUAUAAUUUUGUAAUAGACCACUUUCGAGUUCAUCCGUAACCGGAAAAAACUUGUCAUUUAUAUGCGCCUUUAUGACGUCAUUUACCAGAUAGAGAGGGUUGCCUUUAUCCCUGCACUAUUAACGUUCUUCAAGCGUCUAAGUGAUUGUCAUUGUGCAGGAUAAACUAGAAAAAAAGGUUGGUUCUGUAGGUAAUUAGUUUCCUAAUGACAACAGUGCUGAUUGUCUAUUUUGUGAAUUCAAUUUGCUGAAUAAUUCGUACAAUAUAGAAUUAUAGUUUUCCAACCACUCGCUCAACAUUGGAAUGGAAGUGACGAUGCCCCUAAACACACAAAUGACGUUCACUUAAACCAGAGUUUUUGACGGAAAUGCAUCAAACUCAAAAGUUGUCUAGUGCAUUGGUUUUUAAUUUAAUUUUAAGCACUAUUGCUUAUUUUUGUUAUUCUAAGCUGGUAAUGUCUUGUAUUAACAGCAGUAUUAUUUUUUUUUUUUUUUUUUUUAUCUUACUUCAAGUACUAUUGCUUAAUUUGCUAUUCCAAGCCGCUUGAAAUGACCGCAGUAUUAUACAUGUAUUUAGAGUAGUCAGAUUAUGUUGGUAAUUCUCAAGAUUUAUCUAAUCUCUUAGCCUAUUUAAACUGUUUAAUCUAUUAAAAAUCUAUACAAUAAAACAAUUAGUUAUUGAUGUGUUUUAAAUACUCAUUUAAUAAAAGAAAAUGAAAUCCAUAUGCAUAAAAUUUUAUUUCCACAAAUUAAAAAAGUAAAUGCCUGGAAAAUUUCAAGACGGUUAAGAAAUAUACACUCAUGAUAGAGCAGACAUACAUUUGUAUUUGCCGCUGAAUUUUAGGCAACCAAGAAUCAAUCUAUCAAUCAUCAUACGGCAGACAUCUUAGCUAGUAUAUAGGGUAAUAUGACAUGUAUGAUGUUGUAUGAAGGGCAACAUUAUUUUCAAAAACUGUCAUAAGUAAACUUCCAACAAUCCGAGGUAAAAAAUCUGGGAUAACAAAUCAGGGUAAUAUUUAAAAACAUGUUACCAUGGUGAUGGUAAAAUUUGGUCUGAUGACUUGAUCCUUACUUUACUAAUCUCAGAAAACAGUAUGAGACAUUGUUAAGCCAAAUUUAAACAAAAUUGUUGAUAAUCAACAUAUUUAGGUAUCCAUAUUUAAAGAACAUUGAUUUAAGACUUGAAAACUUUACAUUUAAUUAUUACAUGUUGUUGCAUUGUUUAAGUACAAUUUUAUUGUUAAUAUAUUAUACUGUUCACAUUUGAAAUAUAUUAUAAAGAUUUAAUUAUCAUUUUUGUGCCAAAUGGAAAUUGCAUUGUUUGCAUGAAUGGUGUUAAAAGUGUAACUACAGUUUAAAGAAAAAAAUGUGUUUAAUGUUGUGAAGGAUUUAAUCUCAUUUUCAUGUAAAUAUUAUGGAUAGUUUUUAUUUUAUUGUUAUUUCAUAUUUUUUUUAUUUUAAUUCUGAGUGGAUCAUGCAUUUAUUUUUUCUAUAUUUUCUUUGGCUACUGUUUGAUAGAUGUGGGGUAUAGCUAUAUUGGGGUAUGAAAUGGUUUCUAUAGAAACAACAGCCCAAUGGUAGGCAGCUUAUGAUGGUUGUACACAAUUUUGAGUUUUGUUUAUAUGAAAACAUCAGCUUUGCAUGUGUGUGUAAAUAGGAAAAUAAGAAUGAAUGUACACGCUUUUAUACAGGAAAUAUUUGACAAACAGAUCAUUCUCAACUCAUGACUUUCUUUCAUUGAGUUUUUUAGUUCUUUCAGAAAAGAAUUAUUUCUUCAAAUGUAAAAGUUAAAUGAUGGAGUUAAAAGCAGCAUAGAAUUGUAUUAUGGAGACCAAUAUUUUUAUUCUCUAAAAGCCCGGAAAUAGGCGAAACCCACUCUUUUUUUCUCUAGAAGCCCUGAAAUAGGCCAAACCCACUCUUUUUUUCUCUAGAAGCCCUGAAAUAGGCUAAACCCACUCUUUUUUUCUCUAGAAGCCCUAAAAUAGGCUGAACCCACUCUUUUUUUCACUAGAAUCCCUGAAAUAGGCCAAACCCACUCUUUUUUUCUCUAGAAGCCCUGAAAUUGGCCAAACCCACUCUUUUUUUCUCUAGAAGCCCUGAAAUAGGCCAAACCCACUCUUUUUUUCUCUAGAAGCCCUGAAAUUGGCCAAACCCACUCUUUUUUUCUCUAGAAGCCCUGAAAUAGGCCAAACCCACUCUUUUUUUCUCUAGAAGCCCUGAAAUAGGCUGAACCCACUCUUUUUUUAACUAUAUUUAUUUGAAGCAGGAAAGAAAUGUAUUUAAUAUGGUGACCAAUCAUUUGAAUUUAAUUUGAAAGAAUAAAAGUUGAAUUUGUUGAAAUAAAAGGGCAUUUGUUGGGGAUGGGAAACAUAUAACAUCUGUGCUCAUUUACAUUAUACUAUAAAAAAAGGUUUUUUUUCAGGAUUACAUCAAUCACAAUGUUUGAUUUGGUAAAAGCUGUGUUUUAAUAUUCAGAUUUGAGUGUUCAUUGUUCAUGUUGAAGGUAAAUCAAGAACAGGGCUUUGUAUGCAUACAUUUUAUAAAGUGUUGUUUUCAAUUUUUAUUGAGACUUUUUGCCUGUAUAUAUUGAUAUGGGCAAAUUUGUGUAUUUAAACAUAAUCAGUUAAAUGGAUGAGGCGGAAUAUGUUUGUUAAUUUCAUGU
Messenger RNA from Mytilus trossulus (common blue mussel), 4628 nucleotides. Its product is annotated as 4-hydroxyphenylpyruvate dioxygenase-like. The coding region runs from base 83 to 1231 and encodes 382 amino acids. Gene Ontology annotation, biological process: L-tyrosine catabolic process. The record is from RefSeq and is a predicted model, not a curated record. NCBI's taxonomy places the organism in Eukaryota, Metazoa, Mollusca, Bivalvia, Mytilida, Mytilidae. Gene Ontology annotation, cellular component: endoplasmic reticulum membrane; Golgi membrane. The transcript has 13 exons. Gene Ontology annotation, molecular function: 4-hydroxyphenylpyruvate dioxygenase activity.